Messenger RNA from Elgaria multicarinata webbii, 917 nucleotides. It is a transcript of the gene MRPL48, whose product is annotated as mitochondrial ribosomal protein L48. The record is from RefSeq and is a predicted model, not a curated record. NCBI's taxonomy places the organism in Eukaryota, Metazoa, Chordata, Lepidosauria, Squamata, Anguidae. Bases 117 to 761 code for a protein of 214 amino acids. The transcript is spliced from 8 exons. Gene Ontology annotation, cellular component: mitochondrial ribosome.
CCGGACCUAAGAGACUGGGGGGACCAGUAUGUGCAGUGGACCUAUUCAGGCUCGUGCUUCUUCUGCUGCGUCGCCGUGGUUACCGCCUGGAGGAUUGGAAAUAGCUGUUGUGGAGCAUGACCGCGGCUCUGGGCAAAGUGCUGUGCCUGGGAAAGGAACUUUUUUUAAAAGAGACCUCUGCAUUGAUCAGUCUUACCUUAAAGGCGUCAAGAAGGAAUUCCAUCUGUUCUUUAGGCAGCCCGCUGCUGAACUGCUGCAGGCACUACAGGUCCCAGCCCACCCAUGGCAUUGGCCGGUACAAACAUUUGCUCCCCCCAGAGUCUUCCAAGAAAAGGAAGGACCGGAUACAAAUGAAGGAGAUUGAUCCUGGGACGGAGCACAAGUAUGGAGACUUGAACAUCGUGAUGACUGGCUUGGACAUGACGCUGGUGGAGCACUACGCUCAAUACAUCCACAAAUUCUGCAACAACCUCUCCAUCAAAGUGGAGGAAAGCUAUGCCAUGCCCACCAAGACCAUGGAGGUGAUACUAACUCAGGAGAAAGGGUCCAAGAUGCUCCUGGAUGCUGUUCUUACAACCCAUCAGCGUAUUGUUCAGAUCAGCGGUUUGACUGCUACAUUUGCUCCGAUCCUCUUAGAAAUCAUUCAGAAGAAUCAGCCUGAAGGAGUCCAUCUGAUAGUGAAAGAGCAUACGGAGGACGAUUUCAAAGUCCGACUGAAGGGUCGUCCAGAACUCGAAGAGCUCCUUGCCCAACUGAACUGAGCCAAGCUACCGACUCCUUAGAAGUACCCAUUUUACAUCAGGGUUCAGGUUGAUCUAGCUGUCUUCCAUUCCAGUUCUGAUUCUAUGGAAACGAACUUCCACAUGUGCUAGGAAAGCUCACUCAGCCUUUUCCCCAUAAUAAAUAGUGAAAAUCUU